Messenger RNA from Coregonus sp. 'balchen', 17402 nucleotides. The record is from the annotation of a GenBank genome assembly. Lineage: Eukaryota; Metazoa; Chordata; Actinopteri; Salmoniformes; Salmonidae.
UCUUCUCUUCCUCUCUGAUUGUGCGCUCUUGAAGAAGCACACAUGCGCAAUGGGCGUCUUCACUGCCACAUUCCCCGCUUGAGACCUGGCUAAACUGAAACGAACUGGCCCUUGAUUUUUUCCUUGCUCAGUUAGGGAGAACAUAGAUUCAACCGUAUUCAUAUGGUAAAUAUAUUCGUGUAAUUGAUCAGAUUUGUGCCUAAAUGAAAAUAGUCGGCCGCGCAAUUACAGUUUAACAUCGGGCCUUACGGUGAGUCUCCCCGAUUGUAUUGUUUGAAUGGAGUAGCUAGUGUUAGCUAGCAGAGUUUAUAUUGCAUGUGCAUAACGUAAACUUACUAGCUAGCCAAAUUAACUAGCUAACUAUCUUUCGAAUGGUAGGAUUCAUACAAUACCUGGAAUAAAACCAUUAUCACCAACAACACGCACACGAAUGUUCGCGAACAACAUUAGCUAGCUAGAAAGACGCCCUGUGUCCGUCCAUAGUGGGGCUAUCGAACGUUAGCUUCCACAACUGCGGUAAAUGUGAGGCUAACUGGCUAACUCAUGGUCAUUUGUUUACUUGCAAUGGCAGUUAGCUAGCUUGCUAACAUAGAGCUAGCUAUUAACACUAUUUCACCAGGCUAGCUAGCUAUUCAGCUAACUAUUUAGCUAGUUACAUUGUGCCAGCCAUGACUGGGUAGGAAGCUAGCUAGCUUGAUAUGUGGUGGUAAUUUACGUUACUAACAUAAUUGUACCUAGGUUUCAAUAUCAUAUCCAAUAUUGUAAUCUUCAUCUACAUGCUAACGUUAACCUAGCUGUCAGGGUAGCAACUUACAUUGGUCUUGUGUUGUAUCUAUACAAUUUCCUAUCCUUGCAUUUCACUUGACAUUAUGAAAUUGCAAUCCACUUUUGCAGACUGGUUGUCCAGCGUGCUUUCACUAACUGAUCCCCAUCCCCCCUCAGCACUAUCACCAUGGCAACAGAGGAGAAGAAACCAGAAACUGAGGCCACUAAAACAUCAUCUGCAUCUGCCAGCCAGAGCAAGGUAUGGGUUCAAGCUAGCCCUAAUACGACUGUUUUUAGGGGUCCAAGCAGCAAAGCUGGGUGAAACACUAUUGUAUUUAGGGUUGAUUAUUAUUAUUUUCCUUCUGCCAAUUUGGUGAAAAAAAGUAAAUAAUAAAAAUAUGCCAUUUAGCAGAUGCUUUUAUCCAAAGUGACUUACAGUCAUGUGUGCAUACAUGUUUACGUAUGGGUGGUCCCGGGGAUCGAACCCACUACCCUGGCAUUACAAGCGCCAUGCUCUACCAAUUGAGCUACAGAGGACCAAAUUCCUGUGAGAUGGUAAGGCCUAGGAGGUUGCAACCUUGCAUGAUGGUAAAGGUCUAAGGGCCACACCCUCUCAUUCAAUGCCAUGCCUAUUGACCCUUCGCUAAGCCCGCCCCCCAUGGUUACUGUUGCAACCUCGGACAACAUUUUCCCUGGAAGCCCAAUUCCCCAUUCAACCACUGGCGAGAUCUCCUCACGAUCUCAAACUGUGUUUCUAAUUAUUCUAAAAUUCAACAUUCUCUCUGAUUCAGACGACCCCCUGCUAAUCAGGAAACACUUGGGUAUGUUGUGGUGGACUGUCAUUACAAUUGCUUCACAGGAACCUGGUAAAAUAAUGUUUGUAGUGUAGCUAGCCACUGAAUGGCACUGAAAUCACUGUCAGCGUGCAGUCAAUCACUUUUGGAGAUAACUAACGUUAUUGCUCUCAAAUUGUAUCCUGUCGUCGACCACAGAUGGGAGUUGUAUUCAUAACAUUGCUAUAUUAGCUAGCUAACAUACAUUACCGUUCAAAAGUUUUAGAACCCCUACUCAUUCAAGGGUUUUGAUUUUUACUAUUUUCUACAUUGUAGAAUAAUAGUGAAGACAUCAAACUAUGAAAUAACACAUGGAAUCAUGUAGUAACCAAAAAAGUGUUAAACAAAUCAAAAUAUUUUUUAUAUUUGAGAUUCUUCUAAAUAGCCACCAUUUGCCUUGAUGACAGCUUUGCAAACUCUUGGCAUUCUCUCAACCAGCUUUUCCAACAGUCUUGAAGGAGUUCCCACAUAUGCUGAGCAGUUGUUGGCUGCUUUUCCUUCACUCUGUGGUCCGACUCAUCCCAAACCAUCUCAAUUUGGUUGAGGUCGGGGGAUUGUGGAGGCCAGGUCAUCUGAUGCAGCACUCCAUCUCCUUCUUGGUAAAAUAGCCCUUAUACAGCCUGGAGGUGUGUUGGGUCAUUGGCCUGUUGAAAAACAAAUGAUAGUCCCACUAAACCCAAACCAGAUGGGAUGGCGUAUCACUGCAGAAUGCUGUGGUAGCCAUGCUGGUUAAGUGUGCCUUGAAUUAUAAAUAAAUCACAGACCGUGUCGCCAACAAAGCACCCCCACACCAUAACACCACCUCCUCCAUGCUUUACGGUGGGAAAUACACCUGCAGAGAUGAUCCAUUCACCCACACGUGUCUCACAAAGCCACGGAAGUUGGAACCAAAAAUCUCAAAUUUGGACUCAUCAGACCAAAGGACAGAUUUCCACCAGUCUAAUGUCCAUUGCUAGUGUUUCUUGGCCCAAACAAGUAUCUUCUUCUUAUUGGUGUCCUUUAGUAGUGGUUUCUUUUCAGCAAUUCAACCAUGAAGGCCUGAUUCACACAGUCCCCUCUGAACAGUUGAUGUUGAGACGUGGCUGUUACUUGAACUCUGUGAAGCAUUUAUUUGGGCUGAAAUUUCUGAGGCUGAUAACUCUAAUGAACUUAUCCUCUGCAUUCUUCUAUAAUGAAGAAUAAUAGUGAAGAUGUAAAAACUAUGAAAUAACACAUAUGAAAUCAUGUAGUAACCAAAAAAGUGUUAAACAAAUCAAAAUAUAUUUUAUAUUUGAGAUUCUUCAAAUAGCCACCCUUUGCCUUGAUGACAGCUUUGCACACUCUUGGCAUUCUCUCAACCAGCUUCAUGAGGUAGUCACCUGGAAUGCAUUUCGAUUAACAGGUGCACCUUCUUAAAAGUUAAUUUGUGGAAUUUCUUUCCUUAAUGCGUUUGAGCCAAUCAGUUGUGUUGUGACAAGGUAGGGGUGGUAUACAGAAGAUUGCCCAAUAUGGUAAAAGACCAAGUCCAUAUUAUGGCAAGAACAGCUCAAAUAAUCAAAGAGAAACGACAGUCCAUCAUUACUUUAAGACAUGAAGGUCAGUCGAUCUGGAACAUUUCAAGAACUUUGAAAGUUUCUUCAAUUGCAGUCGCAAAAAACAUCAAGCGUUAUGAACAAACUGUCUCUCAUGAGGACCACCACAGGAAAGGAAGACCCAGAGUUACCUCUGCUGCAGAGGAUAAGUUCAUUAGUUACCAGCCUCAGAAAUUGCAGCCCAAAUAAAUGCUUCAGAGUUCAAGAAACACACAUCAACUGUUCAGAAGAGACUGCGUGAAUCAGGCCUUCAUGGUCAAAUUGCUGCAAAUAAACCACUACUAAAGGACACCAAUAAGAAGAGACUUGGUUGGGCCAAGAAACAUGAGCAAUGGACAUUAGACUGGUGGAAAUCUGUCCUUUAGUCUGAUGAGUCCAAACUUGAGAUUUAUGGUUCCAACCGCUGUCUUUGUGAGACGCAGAGUAGGUGAACGGAUGAUUUCCGCGUGUGUGGUUCCCAUCGUGAAGCAUGGAGGAGGUGGUGUGGGGGUGCUUUGCUGGUGACACUGUCGGUGAUAUACACUGCUCAAAAAAAUUAAGGGAACACUAAAAUAACACAUCCUAGAUCUGAAUGAAUGAAAUAAUCUUAUUAAAUACUUUUUUCUUUACAUAGUUGAAUGUGCUGACAACAAAAUCACACAAAAAUUAUCAAUGGAAAUCAAAUGUAUCAACCCAUGGAGGUCUGGAUUUGGAGUCGCCCUCAAAAUUAAAGUGGAAAACCACACUACAGGCUGAUCCAACUUUGAUGUAAUGUCCUUAAAACAAGUCAAAAUGAGGCUCAGUAGUGUGUGUUGCCUCCACGUGCCUGUAUGACCUCCCUACAACGCCUGGGCAUGCUCCUGAUGAGGUGGCGGAUGGUCUCCUGAGGGAUCUCCUCCCAGACCUGGACUAAAGCAUCCGCUAACUCCUGGACAGUCUGUGGUGCAACGUGGCGUUGGUGGAUGGAGCGAGACAUGAUGUCCCAGAUGUGCUCAAUUGGAUUUAGGUCUGGGGAACGGGCGGGCCAGUCCAUAGCAUCAAUGCCUUCCUCUUGCAGGAACUGCUGACACACUCCAGCCACAUGAGGUCUAGCAUUGUCUUGCAUUAGGAGGAACCCAGGGCCAACCGCACCAGCAUAUGGUCUGAGGAUCUCAUCUCAGUACCUAAUGGCAGUCAGGCUACCUCUGGCGAGCACAUGGAGGGCUGUGCGGCCCCCCAAAGAAAUGCCACCCCACACCAUGACUGACCCACCGCCAAACCGGUCAUGCUGGAGGAUGUUGCAGGCAGCAGAACGUUCUCCACGGCGUCUCCAGACUCUGUCACGUCUGUCACACGUGCUCAGUGUGAACCUGCUUUCAUCUGUGAAGAGCACAGGGCGCCAGUGGCGAAUUUGCCAAUCUUGGUGUUCUCUGGCAAAUGCCAAACGUCCUGCACGGUGUUGGGCUGUAAGCACAACCCCCACCUGUGGACGUCGGGCCCUCAUACCACCCUCAUGGAGUCUGUUUCUGACCGUUUGAGCAGACACAUGCACAUUUGUGGCCUGCUGGAGGUCAUUUUGCAGGGCUCUGGCAGUGCUCCUCCUUGCACAAAGGCGGAGGUAGCGGUCCUGCUGCUGGGUUGUUGCCCUCCUACGGCCUCCUCCAUGUCUCCUAAUGUACUGGCCUGUCUCCUGGUAGCGCCUCCAUGCUCUGGACACUACGCUGACAGACACAGCAAACCUUCUUGCCACAGCUCGCAUUGAUGUGCCAUCCUGAAUGAGCUGCACUACCUGAGCCACUUGUGUGGGUUGUAGACUCCGUCUCAUGCUACCACUAGAGUGAAAGCACCGCCAGCAUUCAAAAGUGACCAAAACAUCAGCCAGGAAGCAUAGGAACUGAGAAGUGGUCUGUGGUCACCACCUGCUAAACCACUCCUUUAUUGGGGGUGUCUUGCUAAUUACCUAUAAUUUCCACCUGUUGUCUAUUCCAUUUGCACAACAGCAUAUUACAUUUAUUGUCAAUCAGUGUUGCUUCCUAAGUGGACAGUUUGAUUUCACAGAAGUGUGAUUGACUUGGAGUUACAUUGUGUUGUUUAAGUGUUCCCUUAAUUUUUUUGAGCAGUGUAUUUAGAAUUCAAGGCACACUUAACCAGCAUGGCUACCACAGCAUUCUGCAGCGAUACGCCAUCCCAUCUGGUUUGGGCUUAGUGGGACAAUCAUUCGUUUUUCAACAGGACAAUGACCCAACACACAUCCAGGCUGUGUAAGGGCUAUUUGACCAAGAAGGAGAGUGAUGGAGUGCUGCAUCAGAUGACCUGGCCUCCACAAUCACCUGACCUCAACCCAAUUUGAGAUGGUUUGGGAUGAGUUGGACCGCAGAGUGAAGGAAAAGCAGCCAACAAGUGUUCAGCAUAUGUGCGAACUUCUUCAAGACUGUUAGAAAAGCAUUCCUCAUGAGGCUGGUUGAGAGAAUUCCAAGAGUGUGCAAAGCUGUCAUCAAGGCAAAGAGUGGCUAUUUGAAUAAUCUAUUUUGAUUUGUUUAACACUUUUUUGGUUACUACAUGAUUCCAUAUGUGUUAUGUCAUAGUUUUGAUCUCUUCACUAUUAUUCUACAAUUUUGAAAACAGUAAAAAAUUAAAGAAAAACCCUUGAAUGAGUAAGUGUAUCCAAACUUUUGACUGGUACUAUACGUUGUCUCUGCUAUUUUCAUGAUGUCAAAUCCUUUUUUAAUGAAAAUUGCCUUAAAUGCAUCUACAGAUGUCAACUGAACUGCUUUCCUGUUCCAAUGUGGUUUUGUUUGUUUUCUUCCCCUAUUUAGUCGGCACCAGUCAAGCCCAACUACACCCUGAAAUUCACAUUAGCCGGCCACACAAAAGCAGUUUCGUCUGUCAAGUUCAGUCCCAGUGGAGAGUGGCUUGCCAGUUCAUGUAAGUUUAUGAUGAGUGCUUUAGGUGGUCUUAGAACAGUAAGUCUACUGAAUACUACUAUUAGGCCUGAUCACAGUGCAUGCACAAGUUGUUACAAUAAAAUGUCAUUUAAAGCUGCAAUCCAUAGCAGUGAAACUACCACGUCCGUUUGCGAUAUUACAACAACAAAGACGUUACUUCAAACAUCAUUGCACAUUAUUGCAAGCGCGAUAGAACAGCAGAGUAUGUACUACGAUUCAUUUUUUUUAACCACAAUGCUGGAUUCACAUUUACUCAAAACAAUAACAAAUGCACCUGGGGCAGCCAGUGGCGCUGUUUUGCCACUCGCAGAUCUCUGCUUUAAGUGCAAUGUCCUUUCAAUGUAAAUUAUCUGUUGAAAUCUUGCAUGAUAACACUACGUUUCAGUUGAAAAGGCUGCCUUGAAAUAUCUGUUUUACAGCUGCUGACAAACUGAUCAAAAUUUGGGGAGCUUACGAUGGAAAGUUUGAGAAAACAAUAUCGGGACACAAACUUGUGAGUUCACGUUUCCAUUAUAUUAUUUGUAAUGAUUAUGUACAGUGCCUUGAAAAAGUAUUCAUACCCGUUGACAUUCCACAUUUUGUUACAGUCUGAAUUCAAAAUGGAUAAAUACAAAUGUUAUGUCUCACCAAUGUACACACACUACCCCAUAAUGACAAAGUGAAAACAUGUUUUUGAAAUGUUUACAAAUUAAUUGAAAAUUAAAUACAGAUGUCUAAUUUACAUAAAUAUUCACACCCCUGAGUCAAAACUUUGUAGAAGCACCUUUGGCAGUGAUUACAGAUGUGAAUCUCACUGGGUAAGUCUCUAAGAGCUUUCCACACCUGGUUUGUGCAACAUUUGCCCAUUAUGCUUUUCAAAAUUCUUCAAGCUCUGUCAAAUUGGUUGUUGAUCAUUGCUAGACAACCAUUUUCAGGUCUUGCCAUAGAUUUCCAAGUAUAUUUAAGUCAAAACUGUAACUUGGCCACUCAGGAACAUACACUGUAUUCUUGGUAAGCAACUCCAGUGUAGAUUUGGCCUUGUGUUUUAGGUUAUUGUCCUGCUGAAAGGUGAAUUCAUCUCCCAGUGUCUGAUGGAAAAUAAGACUGAACCAGGUUUUCCUUUUAGGGUUUUGCCUGUGCUUAGCUCCAUUCCGUUAAUUGUUUUUAUCCUGAAAAACUCCCCAGUCCUUAAUGAUGAUAAGCAUACCCAUAACAUGAUGCAGCCACCACUAUGCUUGAAAAUAUGGAGAGUGGUACUCAGUAAUGUUUUCUAUUGGAUUUGCCCCAAACAUAACGCGUUGUAUUCAGGACAAAAAGUUAAUUGCUUUGCCACAUUUUGCAGUAUUACUUUAGUGCCUUGUUGCAAACAGGAUGCAUGUUUUGGAAUAUUUUUAUUCUGUACAGGCUUCCUUCUUUUCACUCUGUCAAUUAGGUUAGUAUUGUGGAGUAACUACAAUGUUGAUCCAUCCUGAGUUUUCUCCUAACACAGCCAUUAAACUCUAACGUUUUUAAAGUCACCAUUGGACUCAUGGUGAAAUCCCUGAGUGGUUUCCUUCCUCCCCGGCAACUGAGUUAGGAAGGACACCUGUAUCUUUGUAGUGACUGGGUGUAUUGAUGCCCAUCCCAAGAGUAAUUAAUAACUUCACCAUGUUCAAAGGAUGGUUCAACGUCUGCUUUUUUAAAUGUUUACCCAUCUACCAAUAGGUGCCUUUCUUUGCAAGGCAUUGGAAACCUCCAUGGUCUUUGUGGUUGAAUCUGUGUUUGAAAUUCACUGCUCAACUGAGGGACCUUACAGAUAAUUGUAUGUGUGGGGUACAGGGAUGAGGUAGUCAUUUAAAAAUAAUGUUAAACACUAUUGCACACAGUGAGUCCAUGCAACUUAUUAUGUGACUUGUUAAGCACAUUUUUACCCCUGAACUUAUUUAGGCUUGCCAUAACAAAGGGGUUGAAUACUUGUUGACGUGAGACAUUACAUUUUUUAAUUUUUUUAUAAUUUGUAAAAAUGUCUAAACAUAAUUUCACUUUGACAUUAUGGGGUAUUGUGUGUAGGCCAGAGACACAGAAUCUCAAUUUAAUCAAUUUUAAAUUCAUGCUGUAACACAACAAUGUGGAAAAAGUCAAGAGCUGUGAAUACUUUGAAGGCACUUUAUUUGUUUCACUGCCAUGAUGAGUGCUUUUAGUGUGACUAACCAAGUUGACCUUUCACUUGUUAUCUGCAGGGGAUCUCGGAUGUCGCCUGGUCCUCAGACUCCAACCUCCUUGUUUCAGCAUCUGACGACAAGACUCUAAAGAUCUGGGACGUCAGCUCGGUAAGAGAGGCAGGAUGGGGAGUUUUUUUCUCAGAAAUAUAGUACUAGAAGUAUUUCACUUUAUUGUCCCACAAUGGAAAAUUGGUUUGCGACAGUUUAACACUAGAAGCGCAGAGAGCGUUAUUUUGACGUCGUAUGAAUUUACAUUUGUAAUAUCUGUUUUUAAAGUCAUGUUCCCCCCGGACUGGAGUUUACCAAAAAGUGACUUUAAAAUAAUCCUAGAGGUUCAUGCCGGUCAGACAUUUUAAAUUUAUAUUACCUACUGGAAAGAGCAUAUUCUAAGGCAGGGGUCUCCAACCUUUUCUAGCAUUACAUUUACAUUUUAGUCAUUUAGCAGACGCUCUUAUCCAGAGCGACUUACAGUUAGUGAGUGCAUACAUUUUCAUACUGGCCCCCCGUGGGAAACGAACCCACAACCCUGACGUUGCAAGCGCCAUGCUCUACCAACUGAGCAUGAGAGGUCCUUUUACGCUUUGAAACAUGUCGCAAGCUGCUCAUAAUUGUUUCCUGGCUUUCAAAUAGGCACGUUUUAUUUUUUUCAGUUUUCAUGCUCAAUUACAAUUAUUUAUAGAGAAACAAUACAAUUGGAUGUUCUGUCCAUGUCAAUGCUUAAAUCACAUCAGAAGUCCAUUUUUGAGGGUUGGGGAAAAAACUAACAAAAUAAAAAGUGAAAUACCCCUUUAAUUCCUCAUUUUGUGAGAGGAUUGUGCUGGUCUAGUGAUGUUUUUGCUGCUGCAUAUGUCAUGACAGAAUUUCCAAAACAAAAGCCCUCCGGAUUGAUAAAAAUGAUAAUUCUGCCAGAUAAGCCUACUUUUCUGUUAACAUUUAAUAGAGAAGGUUUUUGGGAAAGUCUUUGUCUACCCAGAAGACAGUUAUCAUUAUCACUAACUGGCUACACAAAGUAAGUGAGACAAACGCAACAUUGAUGGAAAUUAAUUGGCAGAUAUGAAAUGUAUUUAUUAGAAUGUUAGAUUGUUGAUGUAAAAUGACUGGUCAUUGGCUUAGAACGGGAUGGCUCGGGGGCCUGGCUUAAAAAAUAAAUAAAAAUAAAAGACAUGACAACAUUGAUUCAACAGCAAAUACAUAUUACCAAAUAAGUCUGUAUAGAAAUUGCACUGGAAGGACUGGGAUAAAGUGCUUAGCAUUCAGUGCAGAUACUAUGUUUUUGAAGAUGUAUUUUUCUUUUUUCAAUGUCAGGUUUUGUUCAUAAGAGUAAUGAAGGAAUUUGAUUAGACGGAACUGGGGUCCACCGGGCUACGGCCCGCCACGUGACCGGCUAAAACCGGUGAGGACGGAGCACACUGCUCAAAUCGAACAUGAAUCUGUGCCACCGGGUCAUUGUCAACAAGGCAGCAUGAUGCAUCGUUCAGAAACAUGUAUUUUCCAUAAAGUGUAUACUUGUAUUCAAAUGAAACCCUCAAUGACUGCAGGGAUAAAGGACUUCCUGCUUCUAUGACUCUUGCCAGGGGAUUUGAGGUAGUGUCUGCCUGAAGGGAGCAGCUCUCAUCCCUAAAAAAUGUACUGGCUUUAAUCAGAGAUAUUUAGCACCACAGGGUAGCAUUCGUUCUCUGCAGCUAGUUAAUACGUGUUGUGGAAAUUCUACACAGGGACACUUGAAGUCAAUCUUAAAUGAAUUGUUCUUUUAUCAGCGCGCUGGAGAGGUUUCAACCAACUCAAUGCACCAAGUACACAUGUCGAUCAGGAGCUCUAACGGGACAGUUCGUUAGAUCUCUUACAUACUGGUUACAGACACGUUACAUAGGCAUAGUUCAUAGGGUUGGUUCCGGCAUGUGUCUGGCACCGUCUCUUAUCUUAACUUAUCGAACAAAUUCUGGGCGUUCUGUCAGAUGGUCCCCCCCCCCCCCUUACCAAGCACAGGCAGGAACCAAGGAAUAUUUAUGACACUAAGACAAUAUGAACAUUUUCAAGGCUGUGUUUUCACUCACAUGAUCAAAAUUUCCAUCGCAUACAGAUUCAUUUUUCGGCCAAGACAUGCCGUCAACAGAGUCAGAUGAACUCAUGGAUACCAUUUUUAUCUCUAUGCGUCCAGUACGAAGGAAGUUAGAUAUAUUUUCGUGAGCCAAUGCUCACUAGAGUUAGCGGAAUGACUGGAAGUGUAACGGAACAGCUAGCAUGUCAUUGCGCUAACUGUUUCCUCUGCAAAUACAUCAUAAUCGCUGAUUCGGGGCCCUCCAUGCCGUGGAUGCUUGAUCGACCAUAAUGAGCUCUUACCGUGAACAUGUUUAAUUUAAACCCAAUCCUUUCCUUAUUGCAGGGGAAAUGCUUGAAGACGUUAAAAGGCCACAGCAACUAUGUCUUCUGCUGCAACUUCAACCCCCAGUCCAAUCUCAUCGUGUCUGGAUCGGUGAGUCCUACCUACUAAUACACUAAUGCAGAAUUCCUAUUGUAUAUGUUUACAUAGAGAAGGUUAUUGCUAACCCUGAUUUCCAUCAAGGAGGGAUGAAUAUUUGUUGUGUGGUUGUGUGCUAACAUGAAUUGUUUUCUUCUAGUUUGACGAGAGUGUGCGGAUAUGGGAUGUAAAAACUGGCAAAUGCUUGAAGACCCUGCCGGCCCACUCCGACCCCGUCUCUGCUGUAAGUACUGCACCCAUCUGUGCAUGUGGACACCUUAUAUGAAGCUAAUAACAAUCUACUUCAGAUCAUUGAUUUUCUGCUUAUGAGCAAAUAGUAGUUCAUUAUCACACCCUCUGGUAAGUGUGAAUAGAUCUCUAAUCUAUAUUGCCAUGCAGGUCCAUUUCAACAGAGAUGGCUCACUGAUUGUGUCCAGCAGCUACGAUGGCCUCUGGUGAGGGAAAUUAACACUUUCUCCCCUGUUUUGUUGAAUGUACUUGGCAAAGAUAUUCCCUUAGAGGCAUUUUGUGAGUCUAGUUUUAAUGAUGGUCAAUGUAACAUAAAUAUGAGGAGUAUUGAAGUAUUAUUUGGAUGUAUUAAAUCAUUAUAUAAUUUGUGAUAUUGUUUGAGAAAUGUAUGACACUGUAUCAACCUUAAUAUCUCUUGUCUGUCCUUAGCCGGAUCUGGGACACCGCAUCAGGACAGUGUCUGAAAACACUAAUUGGUAAGCUUCACCAGCCAGAAUUGUGGCAUCUGUGUCAUAUAUUUGUAUUUAUUAUGGAUCCCCACUACUCUUCCUGGGGUCCAGCAAAAUUAAGGCAGUUAUACAUUUAAAAAACAUUACAAUACAUUCAUAACAGAUUUCACAACUAAUUAAGUGUGUGCCCUCAGGCCUAUACUCUAUUACCACACACAUAUAUAAACUCAGCAAAAAAAGAAAGGUCCCUUUUUCAGGACCCUGUCUUUCAAAGAUAAUUAGUAAAAAUCCCAAUAACAUCACAGAUCUUCAUUGUAAAGGGUUUAAACACUGUUUCCCAUGCUUGUUCAAUGAACCAUAAACAAUUAAUGAACGUGCACCUGUGGAACGGUCGUUAAGACACUAACAGCUUACAGACGGUAGGCAAUUAAGGUCACAGUUAUGAAAACUUAGGACACUAAAGAGGCCUUUCUACAGACUCUGAAAAACACCAAAAGAAAGAUGCCCAGGGUCCCUGCUCAUCUGCGUGAACAUGCCUUAGGCAUGCUGCAAGGAGGCACUGCAGAUGUGGCCAGGGCAAUAAAUUGCCAUGUCUGUACUGUGAGACGCCUAAGACAGCGCUACAGGGAGACAGGAUGGACAGCUGAUCGUCCUCGCAGUGGCAGACCAUGUGUAACAACACCUGCACAGGAUCGGUACAUCCGAACAUCACACCUGCGGGACAGGUACAGGAUGGCAACAACAACUGCCCGAGUUACACCAGGAAUGCACAAUCCCUCCAUAAGUGCUCAGACUGUCCGCAAUAGGCGGUAAGGCAGGUCCUCACCAGACAUCACCGGCAUCAGACAGGACUGGCAAAAAGUGCUCUUCACUGACGAGUCGCGGUUUUGUCUCAUCAGGGGUGUUGGUCGGAUUUGCGUUUAUCGUCGAAGGAAUGAGCGUUACACUGAGGCCUGUACUCUGGAGCGGGAUCGAUUUGGAGGUAGAGUGUCUGUCAUGGUCUGGGUGGUGUGUCACAGCAUCAUCGGACUGAGCUUGUCAUUGCAGGCAAUCUCAACGCUGUGCGUUACAGGGAAGACAUCCUCCCUCAUGUGGUACCCUUCCUGCAGGCUCAUCCUGACAUGACCCUCCAGCAUGACAAUGCCACCAGCCAUACUGCUCGUUCUGUGCGUGAUUUCCUGCAAGACAGGAAUGUCAGUGUUCUGCCAUGGCCAGCGAAGAGCCCGGAUCUCAAUCCCAUUGAGCACGUCUGGGACCUGUUGGAUCGGAGGGUGAGGGCUAGGGCCAUCCCCCCAGAAAUGUCCGGGAACUUGCAGGUGCCUUAGUGGAAGAGUGGGGUAACAUCUCACAGCAAGAACUGGCAAAUCUGGUGCAGUCCAUGAGGAGGAGAUGCACUGCAGUACUCAAUGCAGCUAGUGGCCACACCAGAUACUGACUGUUACUUUUUAUUUUGACCCCCCCUUUGUUCAGGGACACAUUAUUCAAUUUCUGUUAGUCACAUGUCUGUGGAAUUUGUUCAGUUUAUGUCUGCUGUUGAAUCUUGUUAUGUUCAUACAAAUAUUUACACAUGUUAAGUGAGAGAAUGCCAAGAGUGUGCAAAGCUGUCAUCAAGACAAAGGGUGGCUAUUUGAAGAAUCUCAAAUAUAAAAUAUAUUUUGAUUUGUUUAACACUUUUUUGGUUACUCCAUGAUUACAUAUGUGUUCUUUAAUAGUUGUGAUGGCUUCACUAUUAUUCUACAAUGUAAAAACAUUAGGAAAAAUCCUUGAUUGAGUAGGUGUCCAAAAUUCUGACUGGUAGUGUAUAUAUAACACAAAUUCCAUGUGUACAUGUGUGUAUAGUACGUAUGUUAUUGUGUGACUGUAUGCAUGUGUCUAUGUUUGUGUUGAUUCACAGUCCCCGCUGUUCCAUAAGAUGUUUUUUCAAAAUAUAUUUUUACUGCUGGCAUGAGUUACUUGAUGUGGAAUAGAGUUCCAUGUAGUCAUGGCUCUAUGUAGUACUGUGCGCCUCCCAUAGUCUGUUCUUGACUUGGGAACUGUGAAGAGGCCUCUGGUGGCAUGUCUUGUGGGGUAUGCAUGGGUGUCCGAGCUGUGUGCCAGUAGUUCAAACAGACAGCUCAUGCAUUCAACAUGUCAAUACCUCUCACAAAUACAAGUAGUGAUGAAGUCAAUCUCUCCUCCACUUUGAGCCAGGAGAUAUUGACAUGCAUAUUAUUGUUAGCUCUCUGUGUACAUCCAAGGGCCAGCCGUGCUGCCCUGUUCUGAGCCAAUUGCAAUUUUCCUAAGUCCCUCUUUGUGGCACCUGACCACACGACUGAACAGUAGUCCAGGUGCGACAAAACUAGGGCCUGCAGGGACCUGCUUUGUUGAUGGUGCUGUUAAGAAUGCAGAGCUGCGCUUUAUGAUAUACAGACUUCUCCCCAUCCUAGCUACUGUUGUAUCAAUAUGUUUUGACCAUGACAGUUUAUGAUCCUGGGUUACUCCAAGCAAUUUAGUCUCCUCAACUUGCUCAAUUUCCACAUUAUUCAUUACAAGAUUUAGUUGAGGUUUAGGGUUUAGUGAAUGAUUUGUCCCAAAUACAAUGCUUUUAGUUUUGAAAUAUUUACGACUAACUUAUUCCUUGCCACCCAUUCUGAAACUAACUGCAGCUCAUUGUUAAGUGUUGCAGUCAUUUCAGUCGCUGUGGUAGCUGACGUGUAUAGUGUUGUCAUCCGCAUACAUAGACACAGUGUCAUGUCGUUAGUAAAGAUUGAAAAAAGUAAGGGGCCUAGACAGCUGCCCUGGGGAAUUCCUGAUUCUACCUGGAUUUUGUUUGAGAGGCUUCCAUUAAAGAACACCCUCUGUGUUCUGUUAGACAGGUAACUCUUUAUCCACAAUAUAGCAGGGGGUGUAAAGCCAUAACACAUACGUACUGAAGUCUAACAAAACCGCUCCCGCAAUCUUUUCUGUCAUACAUUUCUCUCAGCCAAUCAUCAGUCAUUUGUGUAAGUUCUGUGCUUGUUGAAUGUCCUUCCCUAUAAGUGUGCUGAAAGUAUGUUGUCAAUUUGUUUACUGUAAAAUAGCAUUUUAUCUGGUCAAACCAUUUUUCCAAGAAGUUUUAAGGGUUGGUAACAGGCUGAUUGGUCGGCUAUUUUAGCCAGUUAAGGUGGCUUUACUAUUCUUAGGUAGGGGAAUAACUUUAUCUUCCCUCCAGGCCUGAGGGCACACACUUUCUAGUAGGCUUAAAAAAUAUAUAGGCAAUAUCACAUUUUAUAGUAUUUUUCUGUGAGUAAAUUCUUCAUUUUCUGGCUUUUGCAGAUGAUGACAACCCCCCGGUGUCAUUUGUGAAGUUCUCACCAAACGGCAAAUACAUUCUGGCAGCCACAUUGGACAAGUGAGUGUAAGAUUAUCAGUAGAGCACUGUCACUUUCCCUCAAAUGUAGUAGGCUAUGACAUGUACCAUAGGGUCUUUGUCAUGCAGUACUGCACCAGUAGAGGGGCCUAUUAGACUGUCCAGUACCAUUGGACCAAAGAGUUUCAUUUGAAUGGGAAGGAAUGCAGAAGCAAAUCUACAAAGAAAAGCUUCUUCAUCACUCGUGAAUGCAAAUGAAUUAUUCGCUAUUGUUUCUUUUGGGAUGCUGUCUUCUAACAGUGAGUUGUUUUUGUUUUUCAGCACCCUGAAGCUUUGGGACUACAGCAAAGGAAAGGUAAGAUACUUUUGGUAAUGUAGUGUGUAUGUGGACACCUGCUUGUCAAACAUCUCAUUCCAAAAUCAUGGGCAUUAAUAUGGAGUUGGUCCCCCCUUUGCUGCUAUAACAGCCUCCACUCCUCUGGGAGGCUUUCGACUAGAUGUUGGAACAUUGCUACGGGGACUUUCUUCCAUUUAGCCACAAGCAUUAGUGAGGUUGGGCGAUUAGGCCUGGCUUGCAGUCGGCGUUCCAAUUAAUCUCAAAGGUGUUCAAUGGAGUUGAGGUCAGGGCUCUGUGCAGGCCAGUCAAGUUCUUCCACACCGAUCUCGACAAACCGUUUCUGUAUGGACCUCGCUUUGUGCACAGGGGAAUUAUCAUGCUGAAACAGGAAAGGGCCUUCCCCAAACUGUUGCCAAAAGUUGGAAGCACAGAAUCUUUUUGAAUUUCAUUGUAAGCUGUAGCAUUAAGAUAUCCCUUCACUGGAACGAAGGAAACAUGAAAAACAGCCCAAGGCCAUUAUUCCUCCUCCACCACCAAACUUUACAGUUGGCACUAUGCAUUGGGGUCGGUAGUGUUCUCCUGUUAUCCGCCAAACCCCAGAUUCGUCCGUCGGACUGUCAGAUGGUGAAGCGUGAUUCAUCACUCCAGAGAACUGUUUCCACUGCUCUGGAGUCCAAUGGCGGCGAGCUUUACACCACUUCAACCGAUGCUUGGCAUUGUGCAUGGCCAUGGAAACCCAUUUCAUGAAGCUCACGACGAACAGUUAUUGUGCGGAAGUUACUUCCAGAGGCAGUUUGGAACUCUGUAGUGAGUGUUGCAACCGAGGACAGACACAUUUUACGCGCUUCAGCACUCGGCGGGCUCGUUCUGUGAGCAUGUUUGUCCUACCAGUUCGAGGCUGAGCCGCUGUUGCUCCUAGACGUUUCCACUUCACAAUAACAGCAUUUACAGUUGACUGGGGCAGCUCUAGCAGGACAGAAAUUUGACGAACUGACUUGUUAGAAAGGUGGCAUCCUAUGACGGUGCCACGUUGAAAGUCACUGAGCUCUUGAGUAAGGCUAUGGAGAUUGCAUGGCUAUGUGCUCGAUUUUAUACACUUGUCAGCAACGGGUGUGGCUGAAAUGGCCAAAUCCACUAUUUUGAAGGGGUGUCCUCAUACUUUUGUUUAUAUAGUGUAUGUCAUAUGUCUAUCACUCAUGUUGCAAUUUGAUCCAAACAUAGGAAUGCUCUUGAUUGAAAUGUUUCAAUUCUCUACAUGUUCUCUUCAAUAAGUGUUCUCCUCUCAUUCCAGUGCUUGAAAACAUACACUGGCCACAAAAAUGAGAAGUACUGCAUAUUUGCUAAUUUCUCUGUCACAGGUGGAAAGGUAAACCCAUCCCCCCUCUCUUGCAUACAUGUCUAGAAAUAGAUUUUCAAGAUGAUGACUUGUAUGCUUUUACCAAUAGCUUCUUCUGAAGUAUCAUUAUUUCUCAUGGUCUGUAACUCACAGUGGAUUGUCUCUGGCUCGGAGGACAACAUGGUGUACAUCUGGAACCUGCAGACCAAGGAGAUUGUACAGAAACUACAGGGCCAUACAGGUAGGGGAGAGUCAUGACAAGAGGUUGAUGAAACUGAUUACUAUUACUUUGAGGUGAAAUACAUGGUGGCAAUCUCACUGUUUGAACACACUGUUGCUCACAACAACUCUUUGUUUAAUUCUCUGCUUUUCUCUUCUCCCUCCCACCCUCUCUGUCUAGAUGUGGUGAUUUCUACUGCCUGCCACCCCACAGAGAACAUCAUUGCGUCUGCGGCGCUAGAAAAUGACAAAACUAUCAAACUGUGGAGGAGCGACUGUUAAGCCUCUGGAUCCUGGGCGUGCUUAUUUUAUUUUCAUUUGUUUGUACUUUUCAUUUGAAGAAAAGAGGACUUUCUGCUGAAAGAUCUGGGCCCGGGAAUGCCUUGAGGACUGAGCCUCAACUGGAAGAACAAAAUGAACGCAAGUCCAGAACAUCACCACAACCACAUACCUUCCCUUCAUCCAGAACCAGAUCAAACCCCAACCGAACCACCACAACCCUCUACUUGGUCUUGCUUGUGCCCUUACAUGCUCUACCAUCUCUGCCUUACUCUUACUGUGAGCUGGAUGUUUGUGUUUCAUCAAUUGAAAUAUGAAAAUCAACUUUUGUCAUUCAUGAGGAAAGUAGUCAUAUGGUAUCUUAUGAGUUAAUCUCUGUAUGUGUAGGUGUUUUAGUACUGAUACACGUUUUGUUUUGAUAAUAUAUUUCCCCAAUUAAGCCAGAUUGCAUUGGCCUCAAGUAAGUACUCCUAUCCCCCAUGUAAGGUGUUUUUU